AUGGAGAGACGUUUCGCUCACGAGCCUACUUUCGGAAGAAAAUACGAGGACUUCAUGCGCGAAUACGAGUCUCUUGGCCACAUGGGCACGGCUCUCCCUCUCGAGCGUCAAGGACACAACAAGCGAUGUUUCCUGCCGCAUCAUGGCGUUUUUCGCGAGUCCGGAGGCACUAAAAAGCUGCGCGUGGUGUUCGAUGGGUCGCAUCGCACAAGUGACGGUUACGCAUUGAACGAUUUCCUCAGGAUUCUGCUGCAUUCGGACGAUCGCGGCCUUCAGAGGAUUUUGUGGUGUGCCGAUGGUGAGGUGAAAGCGUAUCGGUUGCACAGCGUUACUUACGGCCUAGCGUCCGCGCCAUUCCUCGCUAUCCGCAAGUUACAACAGCUGGCCACUGAUGAAGAGACGAGGUUUCCGCUUGGGGCUCGUGUGUUGCGAGAGGAUGUCUACAUGGACAAUAUCCUCACAGGGGCCCCGUCGAUUCCUACUGCUCUAGCUCUACGGCAACAGCUCGAGAAUGUUUGUCGAGCUGGAGGCUUCCCGUUGAGGAAGUGGAUCGCCAAUAGCGAAUUUAUUUGGGCCGGUAUCCCGUUCAAUUACCGAGCUGACGGUGAGCAGUUCGAGCUGCUUACGCGAGAAUUCAGCCACGCCAGCCUCGGACUGAUGUGGAGACCGCUCGUUAACGAAUUCUCUUUCACCAUCCGCUCGUUGGGAGAGAGCGCCAUGACCAGGCGGGGCGUUCUCUCUCAAGCCGCUCAGCUUUUUGACCCUUUGGGAUGGAUGGCGCCCGUGACUAUACGGGCGAAGUGCCUAAUAAAAGCAACCUGGUGCCUGCGCAUUAGUUGGGGCUCUCCUUUGCCGGACGAGGAUGUCAGCGCUUGGAGGACUUUUUACGAGGAGCUCCCCCUCCUGCGGCAAGUAAGUCUGCCGCGCUGGAACGGGCUCGAUCGCCCGGGUAGCGAAGCGGAGCUCCACGAAUUUGCCGACGCCUCUGAGCUGGCGUACGCAGCGAUGCUCUAUUUGAGGACCGCCCUGGAUAACGACGUCAGGGUCUCGUUGCUGUGUGCCCGGACGAGGGUAGCUACUCUCCGACAGGUGUCCUUGCCGAGGCUGGAGUUGUGCGCCGCUACCCUACUUGUAAGAUUUGCGUCUCAUGCCGUUUCCAUUUGUAAGCUGCGUCCUUUCGCUGUGGUCGGAUUCAACAGUGGCCUUAAGUUGGAUCCGAAGUCACCCGCGGAGCUGAACCACCUUCGUGGCCAACAGAGUGGCUGA
This is a messenger RNA of Harpegnathos saltator (Jerdon's jumping ant), 1266 nucleotides long. RefSeq lists its product as uncharacterized. The coding region runs from base 1 to 1266 and encodes 421 amino acids. The transcript is spliced from 2 exons. Lineage: Eukaryota; Metazoa; Arthropoda; Insecta; Hymenoptera; Formicidae. The record is from RefSeq and is a predicted model, not a curated record.